GUUUUCCCCCUUCCUAGCGGCGGACUAGCGAGAUUAAGCUAACUGACUGAACUCAAAAUGUCAGGUGUUGUGGAAACUUUGGACGAACCUGUGGACGUCAAAGAUGAUAAAGAGUUUGAUGUAGAGACAGAGGACCACUUCGGAGAUGAUUUCAUGAACGACCCGACUCGAUAUUUAUUUUACAGAGACAGAAAGGAGUGGUCUGACCUGCAGCCUGUACCCCAGGAUGAUGGACCAAAUCCUGUGGUGAAGAUCGCCUACUCUGACAAGUUUGCAGAUGUUUAUGACUACUUCCGUGCUCUCCUGAAGAAUGAUGAAAAAAGCGAGCGGGCCUUCGCUUUAACCGCAGAGGCCAUCGAGCUGAAUGCUGCCAAUUACACCGUGUGGCACUAUAGACGAGUACUGCUUCAAGCCCUGUCUAAGGACCUCAGAGAGGAAAUGAGGUACAUUACUGCUAUCAUUGAGGAGCAACCCAAAAACUACCAAGUCUGGCAUCACAGACGGAUGGUGGUGGAGUGGUUGAAUGACCCCUCAGAAGAAUUGGAGUUCAUCGCAGACAUUCUCAGUCAAGAUGCAAAGAACUAUCACGCCUGGCAACACAGACAGUGGGUCAUCCAGGAGUACAAACUGUGGGACGACGAGCUGGAGUUUGUGGAAAAUCUUUUGGAGGAAGAUGUGAGGAAUAACUCUUCGUGGAACCAGAGACAUUUUGUCAUUUCUCACACCACAGGCUUCUCUGACCCAGCCAUAGUAGAGAGAGAGAUUCAGUACUGCCUGAAGCAGAUCCGGAAGGCUCCCCACAAUGAAAGCGCAUGGAACUAUUUGAAAGGGAUGCUGCAGGACAGAGGUCUGUCGUCUCCACCAGGUCUGCUGCAAAGGAUCCUGGAGCUGAAGGAGACGCAUUGUUCAACUUAUCUUCUCGCUUUUCUGUUUGAUUGCUAUGAGGACGCUUUGGAGAGCAGCAACCAAAAAGAGAAUAUGGAGGAAGAGGAACAAAAGCAAACUUUACAAAAGGCUCUAGCAAUUUGUCAACUUCUGGCACAUGAGAAGGACACCAUCCGCAAGGAGUACUGGCUGUUUUUGGGACGUUCUUUAAAGAGCAAAUGUGGAGUUCCCUCCAGUGAGCCCACAGCAGAUGUUCCUGACCCAACAGUCCCUACAUCUGGGAAACCGGCAGUGAGCUAGACCUCCACAAGCCUUGCAACAUUUCCACUUCUGCUCUGCUUCAUAAAUCUGUCAAGAGAACCAACCUAUGAGUUUAAUAUGACUGUAAUUUGCUACAUUGUAUGAGUGAAGGAUAAUCACUAACAAGAGAUCAGCUUAGAGAAGUGAGCAUUGUUAAAAUAAAGAGAUGGACCUCUUAGCAUAAGUCCUUAACAUGGAACAGGAGAAACUAAGCUCUGUUUUAACGUGUGAUAGAAAAGUGUAUCAUGUUACAUUUAGUUUGUCACCAUUCUCAGUAGAAAGAACUACAUACUCAUGAGCUGAUUUAAAUGUGUCUUAUAUCACCUUUAGAGUUGUAAGAGAAGUCACUCUUUGUUUAGAUUGGUAAUAAAUGUCUUUGUCUUUCACACCCA
Molecule: messenger RNA, 1577 nt
Organism: Labrus mixtus (cuckoo wrasse)
Lineage: Eukaryota; Metazoa; Chordata; Actinopteri; Labriformes; Labridae
Gene: fnta
Product: farnesyltransferase, CAAX box, alpha
Exons: 9
Coding region: 58-1185 (375 amino acids)
Biological process (GO): protein farnesylation; protein geranylgeranylation
Cellular component (GO): cytoplasm; protein farnesyltransferase complex; CAAX-protein geranylgeranyltransferase complex
Molecular function (GO): protein farnesyltransferase activity; CAAX-protein geranylgeranyltransferase activity
Source: RefSeq, a predicted model, not a curated record